Messenger RNA from Acipenser ruthenus (sterlet), 1143 nucleotides. RefSeq names its product maternal B9.10 protein-like. Gene Ontology annotation, cellular component: cytoplasm; nucleus. Bases 139 to 855 code for a protein of 238 amino acids. NCBI's taxonomy places the organism in Eukaryota, Metazoa, Chordata, Actinopteri, Acipenseriformes, Acipenseridae. The transcript has 5 exons. The record is from RefSeq and is a predicted model, not a curated record. Gene Ontology annotation, biological process: negative regulation of mitotic cell cycle; negative regulation of cell population proliferation.
ACGUCAUCACGCACCUAGGCCCUUUUAGUGUAUUUAAGCCGGUGAGACGGAAGGACAUUAUUGUUGUGGAAGGAUCAAUGAAAAGCGGGCUCGUUGAUAAACAGAGGUGAAUUGCACAUUUUAGAAAAAGAGACAGAAAUGAAAGACGAGAUCGCGGCCACCGUGUUCUUCAUCACAAGACUCGCUAAGAAGCACGGCAGUGCGCGCAGGAAGCACCUCGAGGAGUUUGCGGUUCAGCUGACGUCGAUACUGUUCGAGAGAUACAAGAACCACUGGUACCGGUCCGACCCGGCCAAGGGGCAGGCGUUCAGGUGCAUCAGAAUGAACAGGUACCAGCUGAAGGAUCCUCUGCUGGAGAGAGCCUGUCUGGAGAGCAACAUGGACUAUGAGGACCUGGGCCUGCCCAAGGAGCUCACUGUCUGGGUGGACCCAUAUGAAGUGUGCUGUCGGUAUGGCGAGAGGAACCCUGCGUUCAGUGUGGCUCAGUUUGAAGGUCGGGGGGAGAAGCAGGAGCUGUCUCUGUGCAUCAGCAGUGCUGUAGAGAAGGCCACAUCUGACUACCAGUCCGGGGCCUCUUCUGAUGAGGAGAGCGUCUGCAGCAGCAGCAGCCAGGAGCCCAAGAGCAUCCCCACAGUCAGGAACCCCAACAGUGUCUACCAGUUCAGUGACUUCUCUGCCCAGCCUGUGCAGUCCUGGGCUCCGUACACCAACAGGAAACAGCACCUGGCGGAGAGCUACCGCCAGCCAGCAGGGGGCGCCAGUGCCAGCAGCGGGAACAAGAGCUACAGGCCCUCUGCAGCGUUCUCCGGGCCGCGCGUCGACCGGUUCCACUGGGUCAGCAAGAAACGCUCCUAGUGGCUUCCAUGUGACUGUCCAGCUCUGACAUGCGAGUGAUGUCACUGAAGCCGUCUCGCUGGAGAGAGAGGGAGAGCUCUCUUUACUUUGCCACUGCUCUUCUCAAUGACACUUUUUAAUGAAUCCUUCCUCAUCUGUCUUUUUAAGCAACUCUUUUUGCAAGUUAUUUUAUUGAAGAGAUUAUAUUAAGUACUUUAAUAGGAAUGAUGUCUGCUUUUAUUUGUCUAUUUAUUUAACUUGUGUAUUUUGAAAAGGAGACUGAUCCAAAAAUAAACUAUUUUUAUGAAA